Messenger RNA from Nothoprocta perdicaria, 3538 nucleotides. It is a transcript of the gene SMCR8, whose product is annotated as Smith-Magenis syndrome chromosome region, candidate 8. The record is from RefSeq and is a predicted model, not a curated record. Gene Ontology annotation, molecular function: GTPase activator activity. The transcript has 2 exons. Lineage: Eukaryota; Metazoa; Chordata; Aves; Tinamiformes; Tinamidae. Bases 5 to 2791 code for a protein of 928 amino acids. Gene Ontology annotation, cellular component: guanyl-nucleotide exchange factor complex.
AAAUAUGAUCAGCGCCCCCGACGUGGUGGCCUUCACGAGAGAGGAGGAGCGCGAGGAGGAGCCGAGCGCCGAGCCGCCGCUGCCCGAGGAGUACUCGGUGCCGCUGCUGCCCUUCGGCGGCCCCGGCGCCAACCCCUGGUCCAAGGUGGCCGGCUCCAAGUUCAGCCGCGACUUCAUCCUCAUCUCGGAGUUCUCGGAGCAGGUGGGGCCGCAGCCCCUGCUCACCAUCCCCGAUGACGCCAAGGUGCGCGGCGCCUUCGACCUCAACUAUUUCUCCCUGCGCAUCAUGUCCGUGGAUUACCAGGCGUCCUUCGUGGGGCACCCGCCCGGCUGCGCCUACCCGAAGCUGAACUUCGUGGAGGACUCCAAGGUGGUGCUGGGGGACUCCAAGGAAGGCGCCUUCGCCUACGUGCACCACCUGACGCUGUACGACCUGGAGGCGCGCGGCUUCGUGAGGCCCUUCUGCAUGGCCUACAUCUCCGCCGACGAGCACAAGAUCAUGCAGCAGUUCCAGGAGCUCUCUGCGGAGUUCUCCAAAGCCUCCGAGUGCCUCAAGACGGGCAACAGGAAGGCUUUCGCCAGCGAGCUGGAGAAGAAGCUGAAGGACCUCGACUACACGCGCACCGUGCUGCACAACGAAACCGAGAUCCAGAAGAAAUCCAACGACAAAGGGUAUUACACCACCCAAGCGAUCGAGAAGGCCAACGAGCUGGCCAGCGUUGAAAAAUCCAUCAUUGAGCAUCAAGAUCUGCUAAAGCAGAUCCGCUCCUAUCCCUAUAGGAAACUGAGGGAUUCUGACUUCCACCCCUAUGAGCCGGAGUGCCCGCUGGAUGAGGCGAGCGCGAGCUCCGAGCAGGACCUGGCUGCCUCCGAGGCCGCCGAGCCCGGCGACGCGCUCCCCUACGCGCACGUGCCGUCCUACRCCCCCAAACUCAUCAAAGCCAAGUCGGCCAAGUGCUUUGACAAGAAGCUGAAGACGCUGGAGGAGCUCUGCGACRUCUACUUUUUCACCCAGACUCUGGACCAGCUGCAUCAGAUCGAGAGGACCUUCCGAGGCGACGUGUGCUACCUCCUGACGAACCAGAUCAGCAGAGCGCUAUUAAAGCAGCAAAGCGUAACCAACUUCCUCUUUGAAGACUUGUCUCUUCUGGAUGAGAAAGCGCCUGAGAAGCAGCACAGAGGCUGCCAGAGACUCRGUCACGAUGCCGUCAACAGAAAGUGUUUGGAAGAGCUUCCCACUCCUAAAGUGGUGAUCAGCCUGGGGUCGUACAAGUCCAGCGUGGAGUGCGUGCCCAUCAAGAUGGAGCAGGAGAUCGAAGACCCCCAAGACCCCACCAUGACGGACCCCCUGGCUUUUGAGCACCAGGACAACUUGGACUAUCUCGAUGCGGACAUUAAAGGGAGUAUCAGUAGCGGGGAGAGCAUUGAGGUGCUGGGGACGGAGAAGUCGGCCUCUGUUUUGAGCAAAUCGGAGAGCCAGGCUAGCUUGCCCACCAGCCCGAGCCCCCAGGUGGGCCGGAGCAAGGUGGGCAGCAGGAGGACCGUCAGCGAGGACAGCAUCGAGGUUCUCAGCACGUGCCCCUCCGAGUCCCUCAUCCCGGAAGAUUUCAAGGCGAGCUACCCAAGUGCCAUUAACGAAGAGCCUUACGCGGACGAUGAGGAGGGAGGCCUUCGCUUCAGCCCCAAGCUGAGCCUGGAUAACGCCGACGAGCGGGAGGGCGGCCCCGAGCAGGAGGCCUUGCUGCAGGUCGAUUCCGCCUGCUGCAUGGGCAAGGAGAGCGCCGGCUUCCCGGAGCCGCCGGCCGCGCGGCGCGGCGAGGACGAGGACGGCGUGGUGAGCGUCCCGCCGCAGCCGCUGCGGCCGCCCGAGCAGGGCCUGCCCGGGCCCUUGGCGGGCGGCCCCGACGGCGCCUCCGCGGGGCUCCUCUGCUACGAGCUCGAGCCGGCGGGCGGCCGCGACRCCGCCAAAACCAGCCUGGACGAGUGCUCCGACUCCACGAGCUACAUGAGCAGCGCCGCGUCCACGUGCUCGGAGCGCAGCCCUUCUCCCGGCCACGCCGCCGUCCCCGCCGGCGACCGGCACCGCAAACGGGCCGGGCAGAACGCGCUGCGCUUCAUCCGGCAGUAUCCCUUCGCUCACCCCGCCAUCUACUCCCUGCUCAGCGGCAGGACCCUCAUCGUGCUGGGGGAGGACGAGGCCAUCGUCAAGAAGCUUGUGACGGCGCUCUCCAUCUUCGUGCCCAACUGCGGCGCCUACGCCAAGCCGGUGAAGCACUGGGUCGCUUCCCCUUUGCACAUCGUGGAUUUCCAGAAGUGGAAGCUGAUCGGGCUGCAGAGGACGGUGUCUCCGGCCGGGGUGAACAUGCUGCACGCGCUGGGCCGCUACAGCCGCUACGUCAGCAUCCUGGACGCGGACAGUAAGACCCUGCGCUGCCCCCUUUAUAAGGGGACGCUGGUGUCCAGGCUGGCCGACCACCGCACGCAGAUCAAGCGCGGCAGCACCUACUACCUGCACGUGCAGAGCGUCCUCGCGCAGCUCUGCUCCAAAGCCUUCCUCUUCACCUUCUGCCACCACCUGCACCUCCCCAUCAGCGAAAGGGAAUCCGAGGAGGCGGUCGUGAACCGCAGGAUGAACUUUCUGAAGCUGCACCUGGGCCUUGCUAAUGAAGAUAUCAAGAUUGUACAGUAUCUGGCUGAGCUGCUGAAGCUGCAGUACAUUCAGGAACCCGACCAGGGSGGGAACCCUCUGCUCAGAUUUGACUAUGUUCCCAGCUUUUUGUACAAAAUCUAGUGUCAUCUCUGGGCUGUCCACCGUCGUGCUUGGAUUCCCACAAAGAUCAUCCGUGCUUGACGUUGCUGCUGUCUCUAGUAGCUCUCAUAUAUCAGGAACGGGCAAAAAUCCUGCUGCUUUUGCAAGUGUCUCUGCUCRGUAGAAAUUAAUGUCCAAGCGACCUAAUUUCUGCGUGGCCCAGAGCUUAGAUGUUUCAUCACAUAAAACACUGGCCGCUCUGGUUUUAAUGUUGAAAGGGACACUACUAACUCCUAAUGCACUGGACAGGAGUGUUGCAGGGGGGUUAUGGCAUGGAGAGAGGUGGGCUCUCACCUGAAGUGAUAUUUAGCCACGUGCACCCCAAAAUGUGCGGAGCCCAGGAUGCUUUUGCUGUCUGCUCUGGAGCCGUGGCAGAGACUGGGGAAGCGUAAAAGCCGCGUGAAGACUUGAAUCCGCCCGUGUCUGGCCCGCGUGUGGGGUGUGAUUGAUGUGCAUGCUGAAGAUUGCUGGGGAGAUGGCAGCAUGCAGUCACCCGURCGACACCGGGGUGGCCUGCGUCCUUUGGGGAAUUUUGAGAGUUCCCUGGCGCUUCCCAGAGCUGGCUGUCCCUGAGGCCGCGGGUGGCCAUGGAAGCGCGGGAGCUUCUGCACCGGGAAUGCUGCCCGAUCCCCGGCCUUGCAGGAACGGGGCGCCUGGAGAGGCUUCUGCUGCUGUGAAUGUAGAGCCUUGUGCCUUGGUAAGGGACACAUCCUGCUUGCGUGGCCACCA